AUGGCGCUGCGUUGGACCUCUCGAGCAGCCUUCCGGCUUCUUAGCAGGCCGAGACCUGCCCUAGGGCAUGUUGUUGCCUUUCCAGCUAUUUCUUCUACUCUUGCCAAACCUGGUCGCAGCCAGCUGAGGAGAUCCUCAUUGCAACUCCGCACUUUCAGCAGUUCUUUGCCCCAUCAUGAUGCAAAGAUCGUCGUGCGAGUCCCGCAAAUGGCCGAGUCUAUUACGGAGGGAACCCUCAGUCAGUUUUCCAAGAAAGUAGGGGACUUCAUCGAGGCAGACGAAGAGCUGGCCACAAUCGAGACCGAUAAGAUCGAUGUCUCUGUGAAUGCCCCAGGGGCGGGAGUCAUCCAGCAGCUGUUUGUUGCCGAGGGAGAUGUCGUCAACGUUGACCAGGAAAUCGCAGAAAUACAGGCUGAAGAAAAGCAGUCUACAACUCAAAAUAAAAAGCAAAGCUCCACGGCCUCUGAAAUAAUUGCCAAUGCGUCGCCGAAAUCGCAAGAUGAAACCGUGAGCCACACUUCGUCACCCCCGUUGGACAAAGCGACAGCGGAGACCUUGGAGCCAAAGCCUAAGGUGACCCCUCGCGAGGAGCAUAUUCCAAAGGCAGAAAAGCCUGCUACAGAUACUUCCCCUGUUGCACAGUCCCAUACGUCUUGGGGUUUCAGGCCUUCUCGCGCAGAAGAAAAGGUGAAAAUGACUCGGAUUCGAAAGCGCACCGCACAGCGCCUGAAAGAGUCACAGGAUACCGCCGCCUUCCUGACCACUUUCAACGAAGUCGACAUGUCCCGACUAAUAGAACUCCGAAAGAAUAACAGAGAGACAGUCAUGGAAAAGCAUGGAAUUAAGCUCGGGUUUAUGGGUUUUAUGGCUCGAGCAUCCGCGCUGGCUCUGAAAGCGAUCCCCGCCGUGAAUGCAUCUAUUGAAAACGACGAUACUAUCGUGUAUCGGGAAUACGUUGACCUGAGCAUUGCUGCAUCUAUCCCGAAGGGGCUUGUCACACCUGUAGUACGGAAUAUCGAAUCCAUGGGAAUCUUGCAGAUAGAAAAAGCGAUUGGCGACAUGGUGAAGAAGGCUCGGGGUGGCAAGUUGACUAUGGAGGACUUGACCGGUGGAAGCUUCACCAUCAGCAAUAGUGGAGUCUGGGGGUCGCUCUUCGGAACUCCCAUUAUCAAUCUACCCCAGACAGCUGUGCUGGGGACCUACGGUACCAUGGACAGACCCAUUGCGGUCAAUGGAAAAGUUGAGAUUCGUCCGAUGAUGUAUAUUGCUCUGACUUAUGAUCACCGAAUCAUCGAUGGCAGAGAAGCAGUCCAGUUUUUGGUCCUGAUUAAGCAGUACUUGGAGCGUCCAGAGACUAUGAUGCUUGAGCUGUAG
This is a messenger RNA of Penicillium robsamsonii, 1374 nucleotides long. RefSeq lists its product as uncharacterized. Gene Ontology annotation, cellular component: oxoglutarate dehydrogenase complex. Gene Ontology annotation, biological process: tricarboxylic acid cycle. Lineage: Eukaryota; Fungi; Ascomycota; Eurotiomycetes; Eurotiales; Aspergillaceae. The record is from RefSeq and is a predicted model, not a curated record. The transcript is spliced from 4 exons. Gene Ontology annotation, molecular function: dihydrolipoyllysine-residue succinyltransferase activity. The coding region runs from base 1 to 1374 and encodes 457 amino acids.